CCCAUACCCUGCUCUGCCCUGUCCUGCCCUGCCUUGCGUUGCCUUACUUACCUUGCCACUCCAUCACCAAAAUAUCUGACGAUUCUGUUCUCGAGUCACAUUUCGUUACUGCCUGCCCCUCGUGUGAACAGAUAAUUGCUUACUGAUUGAAAAAUAUUACUCCAAAGUACGGAGUAGUCACCCUACUACUCACUGGCCUUGGAUGUCCAGGGCCACCGUCAUUCAUCGUUGAUCAUUUCAUCGUACACCCCAACUCACUUCCCCAACCUCGCCAGUCUGCCAAGUUCGGGUUCACGACGAUUGCGACCGCCCCCCUUUAGCUUAGGCCUGGCUCUCUUCCCGCGUCAGCAGCAACCACAUCAUCGUUCAUCACUUUGUCCCGAUAUAUCUUCAUCCUACAUCCACCUCGCACGCCGUGGCCGCGCUCCACCAUAGCCAUUGUCGCGACAGCAGAGCUUGCCGCUGCAAACUGCGCUUUGACGGCGGCCCCACCCCAUAAUGUCCACCACUGCCCCCCAAUCGCCGGCAGCCGUCGUGCGCAAGCAACAACAACUGCAGCAGCAACAGCCGUCACAACAGCAACAGCAACCGCAUCAACCUCCACCGCCUUCUUCUGAUCGUCCGCAUCGCUCCCAAUCGACUACUACCCGCCCCAGUGCACACCACUCGUCCUCCUCCCACGGCCGCCAACAGCCGCCUGCAAACCUCGCCGGCGUAGCUCGCCGCGACUUUGAGCAAUCUAACGUCGCCAGCUCCCCUUCCAACCGACGCAGCUCUUCGAGGGACAGAACAGCACCCCCUCCCUCGCGCACCGAAUCAUCCACCAAGAGGGGCCACACCCGUUAUGCUUCCGACGCGUCAACAGCAUCAGCCAUGCCCAUCAACGGCGUAGCUAACGAUAACGCGAGGCCAGGCAUGGCUGCCGGUGCCACCACCAAACGAAGAACAACCAUCACCGCCCCCUCCACAGGACAAUGGUCGCUCGGAAAAACGAUUGGCGCCGGAAGCAUGGGAAAGGUGAAGCUGGCGAAGAAUGUUGCAACGGGAGAACAGGUUGCCGUCAAAAUUGUUCCCCGCCAUUCUACCGACCAGCACCACAGCCAAGCUGAUCGGGAACGAGCUGAUCACUCCAAAGAGAUACGAACCGCAAGAGAGGCUGCUAUCGUCUGCCUCCUGAAUCAUCCGUACAUUUGUGGCAUGCGAGACGUGGUCAGGACCAACUACCACUGGUACAUGCUUUGCGAGUACGUCAAUGGCGGACAGAUGCUCGACUACAUCAUCUCUCAUGGCCGGCUCAAGGAGAAGCAAGCACGCAAGUUUGCACGCCAAAUAGCUAGCGCUCUUGACUACUGUCACCGCAACAGUAUCGUCCAUCGUGAUCUAAAGAUCGAGAACAUUUUAAUCAGCAAAACUGGAGAUAUCAAGAUCAUUGAUUUUGGCCUGAGCAACCUGUUCUCCCCCCGAAAUCAAUUGAAAACCUUCUGCGGCAGUCUGUAUUUCGCCGCGCCUGAGUUGCUCCAAGCAAAACAAUAUACUGGUCCAGAGGUUGAUGUAUGGAGUUUUGGCAUCGUUCUAUACGUACUCGUUUGCGGAAAAGUGCCAUUCGACGACCAGAGCAUGCCCCAACUGCAUGCGAAAAUUAAGAAGGGUCAUGUAGAUUACCCUCCUUGGCUGUCUGCAGAAUGCCGUGGCUUGAUCCAUCGCAUGUUGCAGACCGACCCCUCUCAACGUAUUACCCUGGGCGAGAUCAUGAAUCACCCUUGGUUAAUCAAAGGAUUUAAUAGUCCACCGGAGAACUACCUACCCCACCGUGAACCUCUACAGUUACCGCUCGAUCAAGAAAUCAUCGAUAAGAUGACAGGCUUUGACUUCGGUACCUCGGAAUAUAUCACCACUCAACUUACGAAUGUCCUCCAAUCCGACGAAUAUCAGCGCGCUGUACGUAUUGCUGCCAGAAGAACGACAGUGCAGACGCCCGAAGCAGAGAAGAAGAGGGGGAUGUUCGAUUUUUACAAACGACGGAACUCAAUAUCCAGCAGGGAACAGUUAUCGGCAAGCUCAUCCGAGGACAUCCAACGAGGGCUUGAUCCGCUUAACGCGUUCAGCCCUCUCAUAUCUGUAUACUUCCUAGUGCGCGAGAAGAGGGACAGAGAGCUGCUAGAGGCUAAUCCAGGCGCUACCGCAAUGCCCCAAAGCCCUGGCGAGAAACCGCUCAAAAUGCCCGAUCUGCCGGCUCCAGAAGCUGCUUACACCAAUACGUCAACCUACGAGAUGGCCGGAGAGAAGCCAACUGGCGGACGAUCUCGGCCAAGGGCGAGGACCCAUGGCGAAGACGAGGUAACGGAAGGAUUGCAAAGACUCAACUUGAACGUCGCCCCAGGAGCCGCGUCACCAUCGAUAAUAACUCCACCCACUGAGCAGCCUGUGCCCAAGAAGGAAAGUGCUGCUGCUGGUCUCCUUCGACGAUUCAGCACGAGAAAGCACCGGAACCCAGAACGUGAACAUCGCGAGGCUCCCCCAACGCCGUCGCUCAAUGUUUCUGGCCCGACUGAAUCAACGAAUGUGCCACGCAAGAGUUUCAGUGUCAGAAGAACGCGUGAGAAGGGCACCCAGUCAUCCUCCCACUUGCAACCGAGCGAAUCUCACCAACCCGAAUUGCUGUCCCCUCCCCCUGCUGAGAACAGUGCUACUCGAAAGUUGAAGGCACUCGGCCGUUCGACUAGCGUCAACAGCGCCGACCUUCGACGGCGUCUCAGUCGGCGUGGAAGGUCGUCUGAAGAUCCUGGACACCCUCCACCAACAAGCGGAUCAGACAGAUCUGCGUUAAGCACAGAAAAAGCCAUCCCUGACGGUCCUUCCGAAGAUUUGCAAGCGAGCCCACGGCGGGUUCCUGCGUCUCGCGCAAAAUCCCUAGGACAUGCCAGAAGGGAAAGCAUACAGGCACGAAGAGCGCGAAGAGAGCAGGCUAAAGAGUCAAAUGUUCCAGAAGAAACCGAUGCGGAGCUUGCUGAAAGUCAUGCGGAGGCGAGCCGUAGCCCUGACCAAGUCAAACCAGUCUUCCUUAAAGGGCUGUUCAGUGUUUCGACUACAAGCAACAAGCCUCUCUCAUUCAUUCAAUCCGAUAUCAUACGCGUUCUGGACCAAUUUGGUGUCACUUUCACCGAGAUCAAGGGUGGAUUUAAAUGUCGACAUGCGCCAAGUAUCGGUUCUGAUGCAGGCAUCGAUUCGCCAUCAUCUUCCCAACCGCCGCAUAGCAGCCACAAACGGCGUAUCAGUUUUGGAGGCUUCAAUCGCGACAGAGACGACUUUAGGGAACAGCAUCGCACGCCUCAGACACCAAAGUCUGGAAAGCAACGCCCUUCUCCUGCUGAUCGUAGCUACACAAACACUGACGAUUCUGAUGAGAGCGAAAGUAGAGACGAAAGACGGCCGCGCACCGCAAGGCAAGUUGCAGCCGGAGAAACUUCGACCCAAGUACAGACAGAUCUUGGGACAAGCAUGGUACUAGUUUUUGAAAUCCUGAUUGUAAAAGUGCCUCUUUUGCAACUGCAUGGUAUUCAAUUCAAGAAGGUGGAUGGAGGAACUUGGCAGUACAAGAACAUGGCACAGAGGAUCCUUGCGGAUUUGCGAUUGUAGAGCGUGGCGUUCUCGGUUCUUUUACAUGUAGUACACAGGAUAGUUCGUUCGUGGAGGCCUCCCCGCAGGACAGUAGCUCGUGCGGAUAAUUGCAUCGUGGGGUUUCCUUGCUCUCAUCUUCAAGCGGAAAGAUACAAUUCUGAACUACCUUCACUUACGAUAAACAAAUUUUAAAAUUCCGG
Molecule: messenger RNA, 3818 nt
Organism: Aaosphaeria arxii CBS 175.79
Lineage: Eukaryota; Fungi; Ascomycota; Dothideomycetes; Pleosporales
Product: protein kinase kin1
Exons: 3
Coding region: 499-3636 (1045 amino acids)
Biological process (GO): microtubule cytoskeleton organization; intracellular signal transduction; protein phosphorylation
Cellular component (GO): cytoplasm
Molecular function (GO): tau-protein kinase activity; protein serine/threonine kinase activity; ATP binding
Source: RefSeq, a predicted model, not a curated record